ACUUCGUGUGCAGCCAUCAAGUGGGCGUUUCUUUUAUUCCCCAGCUGGGGUCAUCUAGCAAACCAAAAACACCCGCGCAAAUCCCGAUGUGAAGCCCCAGGAGUCAUAGCAACCACCUCGAUCGGUUCUGGGUCACCAGAAUUGGCAUACUUGAUCAUUUUGUGGAUUAUCAAUGUGGAGAUCUAAGGUGAGCUUCUGCAGAAAUGCAUCGCAGGGACAUGUUGACCAGGUGGACUUUACAGACUGAUUGAAGUACUGCUGCUGAUCACUCUUUGAGCUGUCAUUAGAGUCAAAUCAUAACACUGCUGCUAGCCACCGAGGCCAUGACAUGUCAAAAAUGGACACAGAUGGAAAAACACAACAAACCGGCCUUUUAAAGACGGUUUUUGUAGAGUAAACACAUGAAAUACAACAAAUUGCUAAUAGGCUAACUGAAUUCAUUUACUUCAUUUAAACCAAAGUAAAAUUAAAGCCUACGGAUGUAAAUGUGGAAACAAAUUAAUUCAAUUUCUGACGCAAUUCAAUGCGCUCGCGACCCUCGAAUUAAUUGAUAACCGCGAAAAUCUCAAUGAUUCCAGAGAGAAAAUUGUAAAACUUGUGUACCACGAUACAUUUACUUCCCGUGUUUGGUUACAUUUCCGUCGGUGAGUGCAGAGAAAGGAAACAUAGCAAUGAGAUAAGUUUGUUUCGUGUCUUUAAGUGUCUUUAUAUCAUAAAUGUUCUCGAGGAAACUAUGUUCUGUUUUUUUGUAGCUUAAAGAGUCCUGUUAGCUCUGAGCUUUAUCAAACGAGGCCUUAAAGAAUCAAAUUUAUGGAAACUGCUCUAUAUAGUCCAAUUUAAAGUCAGUGUUGUUGAGAGGAAAGAUGUUAAACAGGACAAUUUAUUCGCAUCCAUUUGUGGUUCACUCGUGGGAAUAAUGGCUUAAAUAGUGUUUUUAAAUAGUGUUUUUAAGCUCAGUUUUUAUUGUUCCUGAGUCUCAAGUCUGGCUCCCAGAUUUUUUUGACUUGUGACCCUUUUGUAUGAAGCACAGUUUACUUUUCUCCUCUUAUCACAAGGUACAUAUCUGAUAUAUCAGAGCAGUUCAGUUGAACAGUUGUAUUUCUGUGUGGUAGUUUUUCACUGAGAAAUAUAGUAAGAUAUAAAAAUAGUAUAUAAGCUAAACUGUUUAAUAUAUUACCAGUAAAUAGGUAAAGUCAAAAGUUAGAAAAAGCAACUUUAUAAAGCAACAUUUGCAUAAUAUCAAUUAAAUGUCCACCCUGUUUCAGUUGAAAAGUUGUAUUUCUGUGUGGUAGUUUUAACUCAGAAAUGUGUAUAAGCUAAACUGUUCAAUAUAUAUAUAUAUAGGCAAAUUUAAAAGAGAGAAAAAAUUAAAAAAGGAAAUACACUUCCUGAAAUAAAUGCAACUUUAUAAGGCAAAAUUUGCAUCAAUAUAUCAAUUAAAUGUCCACCCUGCUUCAAUGAAAAGGUGGCAUUCCUGUUUUGUCGAGUCUCUCUUAUUUGCUGGUUUGGACCUCUAAUUUAGAGAAAAAUAAAUGUAGUUUUCAAGCUGCUGCCAUCUGGUUGCAGAUAAACUCUGCCAAGAUGCAGCACUAAAAUAAAAGAACAAUAAUUAGUCCCUGGUACCAUUAACUUCCUUGAUGGCAUCACACGAGUCUUUGUCACCUUGAGGUGUACAUUUUAGUGUGGAUAUCAGUGCCUGUUGUAUAAUUCUCUGUGUUUUAUUCGAUGCUGACUCUAAAACAAAUUGCCCCUCUAGAACACAAACUAAGGAAAAAUUGAUCUAAAACCAAUUUCUGUUUGUAUUUACACAGCAGACAGUGUUUCAGCAUGAGCACAGGCCCAAGGACACAAGCUGCUUUCAUCCAGGGAAACCAUACUGCUGUGGACCAGGAUGCUUCCCACCCAGCUCUUUUCUACCUUUUUCAAGAAGUUGCUAAACUUUCUUCUCCCAUCCACAACAGCUUCCUCCACACAAAUUCAACUUCCACCUGGCUGAAUGAGACCUCUGGAGAAAUUCCUCUCAUAGUUAAAGAAGAAGAAGAGGAUGCGCAGUCAUUGAACAUCCCCAAUAGUUCCCCCCAGCAUGGUUUUUCUUGUUUAUCACCUUAUAAACAGAUUGAAAGAGUGAAUUUGGAAAGUUACAGCAGCAAAGACACAGCUUCACUUCAUCUGCAUCCUGAAUGCAACAGCCCCUGGGAAGCACUGAGUCUGAUCAACCUGCAGUGUGAGCAGCUUCUGAAUCACAGCGAUGAAGAGGAGUCAGAGCAAAGUUUUGUAACAUCCGCCGCAAAAUUAGGCAAUUCAAUCGACAGUGCAUCGACUAUAUCGGCAGAUGAAACAGAUCAGGGGGGAAAUUCUCAAAUUCUCACAGCUGAUGUCAGUUCUAGUAAAGAUAGGAAAGGGGUGUGCAGCAGAGGAGCUGAUGGAUGUAAACCACCAUGCUGUGUAGAGGACUCUGAGAUGGGCCUUUGUGAUCUGGCACAGACUGCUGAAAAACCGAACACUUUGAGACAAGAGCAGGCCGAGGAAAAUGUAUGCACAUCCUCUCAACGACACAAAGACACAAAGAUCGAUGAAAGCGGGCAAAUUGGGUUGUACCAGGCAUGUAAUAAUUGUGUCUCUACUAAAGGAGAUGUUUUGAAUGUUCUCUUAAAUGAAAAUACCAAACUACGUUUUAAUUCAAAUGAACAAACGAACGCAGUUUUGUCAAAACCAGUUCAAACACUGGACCACAAUGAAAACCUCGUCACUGCAGAACUCCAAAGUGACACAAAACCGCCUCCUCUGAGUUCAGGUCUUUUAGUAAACACCGCAGAACCUUGCCACUCACUCUCAAACCAAGAUGACAUAUUCACAGCAUCUAGAUCAGGCUACUCCGGUGCUCCCAUUGAGGACAAACCUGCUCAAGUUGCACAACUUAAAUUCUCAAACCCCUCAUAUUCUGCAACACAAGAGCUUGAGUCCAGACCAGCACGUCAGGAGGAAUUCGCCUCCCUUUCUACACAGAAGUGGAAAACCAAGACUCCUAGAAAACAACGCCAUCCAAGCCGGAGUGUGGACAUCCAAGAUCCAGAUUUCCAGGGUGUGAUUUUCAGGAUGGACACAGAGCUAGAGGGUGGACAGUGCCGGCUUCUUAUAACUUCCAAGUACAGGUAGUGGUGGAUGUGUGACAGUUUUGCUCGGGACUGUGGAGGGUGAUGAUGAAAGUUGAAUUUUGCUCAAUGAAAUGUACGCACAUGAUAAGUGUCUUCUUCUUGUGUACCCCAACAGUAAGGAGCUACGCAAGAGUGUAAAAAAACCCAAGCUGAGGACGCGAACUACCCAGAGAUCCCUAAGAACCAGCAGCCCAAUGACCGGAGCUUCCAGUGAGAGAAUUUCAAGUACCUGCAGUAAAGUUAUAUAACUUAUCUUUGAGUGAACUGAAUAGAGUCUAAAAUGACGUUUAACAAAAGGGAGUGAAGUGUUUCGCAUAAGGAUUCAAAAACUGUAAUCAGUUUUCAAUCCAGACACAAAUAUGAAAUAGGCACUUGUAAGUUUGCUUACUCAUAUUUCUUUGUAACAUUUAUUUAUCAAAAGUAUCACAUUUAUACCAUAAAUAAAAUAAUUUUAUAAUCCAAUCCAAUUCAGGUUUGUUUAUAUAGCACUAACAAUAAAACAAGACACAGGAACACAUUAAAAACAGGGGGACAUAGAUGGUUCAAUAAAAACAUGAUUAAAAGGCCGAGUUCUCAGGAGUUAAAAGCCAGGGAGUAAAAGGGCGUUUUCAAAUUUGAUUUAAAAACAGGCAGUGAGGGGAACAGUUGGACAUGAAGGGGAAGAGCAUUCCAGAGUUUAGGCGCAGCAACGGGAAAAGCCCUGUCACCCCUGAACUUCAACCUUGACCUAGGGACAGUCAGAAGGCACUGGUCAGAGGAUAUGAGAGUCCGAGAUGAAAUAUGGAGUUUUAAAAGGUCAGAGAGAUAAAAAAGGAGCAAGCCCGUUUAAAGAUUUAUAAGUUAAUAUUAAAAUUUAAAAUCAAUCCUAAAACGCACAGGAAGCCAGUGAAGAGAGGCUAAAAUCAGGGCAAUGUGGUCAUGUUUACGGCGACCAGAUAAAACACGAGCUGCAGCAUUUUGAACAAGCUGUAAACAAUUGAGACAGGUUUGGCUGGCACCAAAAUAAAGUGCAUUGCAAUAAUCAAGAAGAGUUGUGAUAAAAGCACGCAUAACCUUCUCAAAAUCAUUAAAAGAUAAAAAAGACUUGACCUUGUUUAAAAGACGAAGAUGAUAAAAACUAUAAGUGCUGGUACAGCUUCAUAAUAACAUAACUUCAUGCAUUUGCAUUAGCCUAUUCUCUCCACUUGAGGGCAUCACCGCACCAACACAUGGGCACACACAUUCACUAAACAUUGUACAUUGUGGUGUACAGUUUGACAAACAUUAAAGAGACCUGGAUAAAUAUCCUGAGGGCACGGUCAGAAUAAUGUGAGAAACUCAAUAUGAACUCUAACAUGCACGUUUUUCUUUCGGCUGCAGAAAGUUUCCUCAUCACUUUGAAGCCAGACAGACAGACACCCCGUCUUACAAGACAGUUGCUGUGGUGUCAUCUAGCAGUCUAGUGUAUAACCCCCAAUCUUGCCAGUUGCUCAGGCUCCCUCUCUUACUGUUAAAUUAAUACAAACUGUACUUGCAACAUGAAAGUUAGAGUAAACAUAGACAUAGUUUUAACUAAUAACAUCAUUUUAUUUAAUGCACAAGUCUUGUUAAGACAUUUUAAGUGACACUACGUAUUGGACUGUUUUAGGCCCUAAACUAUUGUAUUAAUUUUAUGACUUAAACAUAAUUUUUAAUUUUUAGAAAAAAAAAAUUGUAAAAAAGGAGUUAACCGUUAAACUCAGUUUUGCAGCAGAUAAAGAAUUUCUUUCUCUUCUUUCCCAGAGGAUAAAAUGUGUGCAUCAUGCUGUACCACGAAGACCCCCGUGUGGAGGGAUGCAGAGGAUGGGACCCCGCUCUGUAAUGCUUGUGGGAUAAGGUAGUUCACAUGAACACAAAUGCAACACUUUGUCAGAUCACUAGAGUUCAAUCUUUACUGACUUUAACCUGUGCAGAAAGAGGUUUGAUUUUCCCAAUAAGCUGUAACUUUAUGGCUCGUAAUACCGCAUGAUCAUUACAGAAAUGUUUUAGAAAACUAGUUUUCAAAUAGAAAAACACAUUUCAAAUCAGACUGCAUUUAGCUGUUAAUCAAGAUUUUACUGUGGGGUUUCCUGCUGUAUGAUCUGAAAGUGAUCGUGGUUUAUGGACCUUUUUGUUUUUGAAGCACAACACCUGAAACGUCAAAACUAGAAUCAGUUUGACUCCACUUUAUACGGAUGUAACUUUGAAUCGUUUGCAGAGGUGUGAGAACAAAAAAAUUACAUACACUUUAAGAACAUGCAAUAAUUUCCACCCUGCACUAGUUUGAGGAUGAUUUUUCCUUUUUUGAUAAUGCUGACCUACAAAAAUAACACAAGAGGAAUGAUGCUACAGGAAUAAACACUACUGCAUUGUGUUUUUUUUAUCUCUGCUUUUGCAGGUAUAAGAAGUACAGAGUGCGCUGUGCCAACUGUUGGCAUAUUCCCAGAAAAGAGAGUAACUCUAACUCAUGCUGCCUCAAGUGUGGAAACUUUGUGAAGCUGACCUCAGCCCAGCGAAAACACACCGUAUAGGAAACAUACGCCUCGCAAAGGUCUUCAUAUCCACAUGUGACAAUUCUCCACACAAAUACAAACACAUACACACUUGUAGAAGCAGUUUUAAGACUAUACUCACUUUGGUUCUGUUCUAUGGUGGAGCUGAAAAUAAGUUUGCUUUCUUGAAAAAAGAACAGGUUAAAAAAAAACACACCUCAAAAAAAUGGAGGAAAGAUCAACUGUGCUUCAGUUUUUAUUGCACUGAUGUUGUAAGAACUCCCUCCUAAUCCGCACAGGGCAGGAGUUGGAAAUUGUUAUGGCAUAUUGAAAAAACGAUAAGCACGGUGUGUUUGUUGAAUUUUUUCUCCAAUUUAUCUUAAGUUUAUUUGUUUGUAAUGUUCUGUGGUGAUGGAUGAUUAACCAAAAAUCCCAACAGUGUUCGCCUCUCUUGAUUCCUGACAGUAAGAUCGUCUAACAAGUUUAGCUUGAGUUGCUUGAGUUUAAAAUCAUUUAUGUUGUUGUUUUGAAGUUUCUUUUUGCCUCGUUUGUUUUGGGUGAUAUUGGUUUAAUUGGUGCACUGAUCUUUGGAGAAUCGGAGGAGAAAAGGCAUUAUCUGUGUGAGUUUUCCAUGUGCUUUGAGAUGCAUUAAAUCCUCUAUGAAUCAUCCAA
This is a messenger RNA of Xyrichtys novacula (pearly razorfish), 6316 nucleotides long. NCBI's taxonomy places the organism in Eukaryota, Metazoa, Chordata, Actinopteri, Labriformes, Labridae. The record is from the annotation of a GenBank genome assembly.